Molecule: messenger RNA, 2130 nt
Organism: Aspergillus steynii IBT 23096
Lineage: Eukaryota; Fungi; Ascomycota; Eurotiomycetes; Eurotiales; Aspergillaceae
Product: putative chromatin assembly factor 1 subunit B
Exons: 6
Coding region: 1-2130 (709 amino acids)
Biological process (GO): nucleosome assembly; DNA replication-dependent chromatin assembly
Cellular component (GO): CAF-1 complex; nucleus
Molecular function (GO): protein binding
Source: RefSeq, a predicted model, not a curated record
AUGAAGGCGACCCCGUUGCUCAUCUCGUGGCACAACGACAACGCUCCCAUCUAUUCGGUCCAUUUUGACCCUCAUGGCAAAGGACGCCUAGCAACGGCUGGAAAUGAUAAUAAUGUCCGACUAUGGCGAGUGGAAUCGACAGGCGAGGAACGGAAAGUCUCGUAUUUGAGCACCCUGAUCAAACACACACAAGCCGUCAAUGUGGUGCGGUUUAGUCCGAAAGGCGAGAUGCUGGCGUCUGCCGGGGACGAUGGGAACGUCCUACUCUGGGUUCCCUCGGAAUUACAAACACAAGGUGGUCUGGGGGAGGACCGGUCGGAUGACAAGGAGACUUGGCGAGUCAAGCACAUGUGUCGCUCGUCCGGCGCAGAGAUCUACGAUUUGGCGUGGUCUCCGGACGGAGUCUUCAUCAUCACGGGGAGCAUGGAUAACAUCGCCCGGAUUUACAACGCGCAAACCGGACAAAUGGUGCGCCAGAUUGCCGAGCAUUCCCACUACGUCCAAGGUGUGGCAUGGGAUCCUCUGAACGAAUUCGUCGCGACGCAAUCCUCGGACCGAUCCGUACACAUCUACAGCCUGAAAACGAAAGAUGGUCAAUUCACCUUGACCUCGCACGGGAAAUUCUUGAAGACGGACUUGCCGGCCAAACGGAUUGCGUCGGGCAGUCCAGCUCCCCCAGACCUAUCGAUCCGCUCCCAGCCGGCCACCAGUAACGCGGCCGCCAUCACCUCUCCGGCGCCGUCCACACCCGGCACCCCAAUGGCCUCGAAUCUGCCCAUGGACCCUCCUCCCGUAUCGCACAGUCGAAGAUCCUCCUUUGGCUCCUCCCCAUCAAUCCGCCGAUCUGCAUCCCCUGCGCCAUCCUUGCCGCUACCUGCAGUCAAGCCGCUGGAAGUACCGUCACCAAGCGUUAUGAGCGGGCUAGGCGUCAAGAAUGCUAACAUCUACGCCAACGAAACCUUCACCUCAUUCUUCCGGCGCUUGACGUUCGCCCCCGAUGGAAGCCUGUUGUUCACGCCGGCCGGCCAAUACAAGACGUCGCAUUUGUCUGCCCCCGAUUCGGCGAAAACGACGGAUGAGAUCAUCAACACCGUUUACGUCUACACUCGCGCAGGCUUCAACAAGCCUCCCAUCUCCCAUCUCCCGGGCCACAAGAAGCCCUCGGUGGCGGUCAAGUGCUCUCCGGUGUUUUACACCCUGCGACAGGCCCCCCAGCCCGAGCGUCACAUUACUCUGGAUACAUCCUCCGGCGAAGAGACCUUUGCCUCUCUCCCCGAUCCCGUAGUAAGCUCCAUGGAGCCGCCGCCGUCAGCGACUGCAACGAGUGACCCCCCGAGAAGCAACCAGACUCCCAAAGACGACAGCCCCUCUUCCACCCCUACGCCAACCCCCGUUUUCAGUCUUCCCUACCGAAUAGUUUAUGCCGUGGCCACUCAAGAUGCCGUCCUGGUUUACGACACCCAACAGCAAACACCCAUUUGCGUCGUGAGCAAUCUGCACUUCGCCACCUUCACUGAUCUGACAUGGUCGAGUGACGGAUUGACCUUGAUUAUGAGCUCAUCGGACGGAUUCUGCUCGUCGCUGUCGUUUGCGCCGGGAGAGUUGGGUCAGCCGUAUAAUGCCCCGACGGCAACGGCACAGCAUGCCGGGAUAUCUGGCGUACAGGCGGCGGGUCACACCAGCGCGCCCCCGACGAAGCCGAGUCCAGUUGCGCCAGUCAACGCCGCCCAAGCGCCUCCGGCAAGCCCGGCGCGCUCGAAUUCCGUGUCAUCGGUUACCACGCAGCCCCCUGCGCAGCAAACGACGGGAUCCGUGGUUAAUAACCCAACGCCCACCCUGGGCUCCGUACCGCUCGUGACGGCGACCAACUCCUCGCAACCUCCCACACUUCCGCUGUCCACACCGCCGCAAACCCCCUUGUCUGCAGUCUCCCAGAGUGGGACAAGUUCAGUCAGCAACAGCGUCCUAGGCAAACGCCCGGGCGAGGCCGAAAAGGAGGAGGACCAAAAUUCGGUUCCACAGGUACAACAACCGAAAAAGAGACGAGUAGCACCGACUCUCGUCUCAGCCGGGACCGGGAAUGGGCCUUCUGCGGGCAACGAGUCGAAUAACACGGACGUUGGUAGCUAA